This is a messenger RNA of Pristis pectinata (smalltooth sawfish), 5295 nucleotides long. It is a transcript of the gene slc9a1a, whose product is annotated as solute carrier family 9 member A1a. NCBI's taxonomy places the organism in Eukaryota, Metazoa, Chordata, Chondrichthyes, Rhinopristiformes, Pristidae. Gene Ontology annotation, biological process: sodium ion transport; proton transmembrane transport; regulation of pH. The record is from RefSeq and is a predicted model, not a curated record. Gene Ontology annotation, cellular component: membrane. The coding region runs from base 169 to 2418 and encodes 749 amino acids. The transcript has 12 exons. Gene Ontology annotation, molecular function: sodium:proton antiporter activity.
GACGAUCAUCGACUGCUCGAAACAAAAAGGGGGUGUCACUUGGACUGCCGCUUAGUGAGUCCUCCUUGGCUGCAGGUGGAGCUCUAGGCAGAAUUGGCGCGGUGCCGUCGCUGUCCGUAGCCGGUCCUGUUCUCAGUGCCGAUCAGUGUUGUGGCUGUUCCAUGUGUGAUGGUCGCUGUAGUGACCAUGGUCAUGAUACCAUUCCGUCUCUGCUAUCUACGGCUCCUGUCCAGCCUUCUGGUGCUGGCGGUCCUGAGCUCGGGAGCCGGCACCACAACCACCAAAUGUCAUCCUAACUCCCAGGAGGAUCGAGCCUCGAGAAAUGAAACUAAGGCCUUUCCGGUGGUAACCGUUGACUUUGAUCAUGUCCGUCCCCAGUUCGUGGUGGCCCUGUGGAUCUUAUUGGCCUCCUUAAUGAAACUGGGUUUUCACUAUCUCCCAAAGGUGUCCUCGAUUGUCCCAGAGAGCUGCGUGCUGGUGUGUGUGGGCCUUGUUGUAGGAGGUCUGAUAAAGGGUGUAGGAUCAGAGCCACCUAUCUUGAGGACAGAUGUAUUCUUUUUUUUUCUCCUUCCCCCCAUCAUUUUGGACGCUGGCUACUUCUUGCCAAUUAGACCUUUCACAGAGAACUUGGGAACAAUACUGAGCUUUGCAGUGAUUGGAACACUAUGGAAUGCAUUUUUUGUUGGACUACUGAUGUAUGCAGUGUGCCAGUUCGGGCCCAGUGAACUGCAACAUAUUAGUCUAUUGUCCAACCUGGUGUUUGGCAGCAUCACUUCAGCUGUGGAUCCUGUGGCGGUGCUGGCUGUCUUUGAAGAGAUUCACAUCAAUGAAUUGCUGCACAUCCUGGUGUUCGGAGAGUCUUUGCUCAAUGAUGCAGUGACUGUGGUGCUGUAUCACCUCUUUGAUGAACUUGCUUCUGCCUCUGUAAUUGGAGCCAAGGAAGUGGUCCUGGGACUCCUGUCGUUUUUUGUGGUGGCUAUUGGAGGUGUCCUUGUUGGUAUUUUCUUUGGAAUUUUGGCUGCCUUCACCUCCCGCUUCACAUCUCGCAUUCGUGUUAUCGAGCCUCUCUUUGUUUUCCUCUACAGUUACAUGGGUUACUUGUGUUCGGAGCUCUUCCAUCUGUCAGGAAUCAUGGCCCUUAUUGCCUGUGGUGCAGUCAUGCGUCCUUAUGUGGAGGCAAACAUAUCUCAUAAAUCACACACCACCAUUAAGUACUUCUUGAAGAUGUGGAGUAGUGUCAGUGAGACUCUCAUCUUCAUCUUUCUGGGUGUGUCCACAUUUGCUGGAGAACAUGAUUGGAACUGGAUCUUCGUGUCCUGCACGGUGAUAUUCUGCCUGAUUGGUCGAGUCCUUGGUGUCCUAGGUCUGACUUUCAUACUUAACAGAUUCCGCAUUGUGAAACUCACUCCCAAGGACCAGUUCAUAAUUUCAUACGGGGGUCUACGAGGAGCUAUCGCCUUUUCACUUGGCUACCUACUGAAUAACACAUUCCCUCGAGCCAUGUUCCUCACUGCCAUUAUUACCCUCAUCUUCUUCACCGUGUUUGUUCAGGGGAUGACUAUUCGACCAUUGGUUGAAUUGCUUGCUGUGAAGAAGAAACAAGACACCAAACGUUCCAUUAAUGAAGAGAUCCACAUACAGUUCCUGGAUCAUUUACUGACUGGUAUUGAAGAUGUAUGUGGACAUUAUGGACAUCACCACUGGAAGGACAAGCUGAGCCGGUUUAAUAAAAAGUACAUUAGGAAAUGUUUAAUUAGUGGAGAAAGAUCCAAAGAACCUCAGCUCAUUGCAUUUUAUCACAAGAUGGAGAUGAAAAAUGCGAUUGAAAUGGUAACGACUGGUGGCCUACCCAAGGUUCCAACGUCAGUAUCCAUACAGGAUAUGACAAGAAGAAGUACACUUACUGAACGACUGCUGCCCACACUUUCCAAAGAAAAAGAGGAGGAAGUCCGGAAAAUACUCAGAGAUAAUCUCCAAAAAACAAGACAGCGGCUUCGAUCCUAUAGCAGGCAUACUCUGGUUGUUGACUCAUACGAGGACCAAUGGAGUCAAAUAUUUCUGAAACGUCAAAGAUUGCAAAGCAUGGAUGCACGGACACCUUCUCAGAUGUUAUCUCCACCUCUUGACUGGGAAUCCCCAAGGACUUCCAAUGUAAAAGCUGAAUCAGAUUCCCUGAAUUAUGAGGGCAUGGAUUCUGCAGAGAAUAUGCCAGUGAUCACUGUUAAGUUAGCCAGUGAUUCCUCCAAGUCAACAGUUGGUAUUUUAAGUGAACCUUCUGUGACAGAGAAGGAAAACGGAACUCCUGAUGUUGGACUUUCACAAUCGGCAACGCUAGAUGUUUCACCCAGUCAGCGCAUCCUGCGUUUUGUGAGUGACCCAGGACCGGAGAGCAAACCUGCUGACCACGAUGAGUCAUAGAGCCAACCAAGACAUUAAAUCUCUAGCUCCUGCCAACGUCAUUCAUCACCCCAAAUUAUGCUUGAAGCCUGUUUCUCAUGGUGUAUUUCCAGAGAUAAAACUCCUCCUUGUUUGUUCCCGUCUCACAGAGCAGUGUAAAUACCAAUCUUACAAUGGGGAGUAAGGGACAAAAGAAAAAAGUACUGAAAUUUUGUUUGUGGUAAAGAUAUUUUUGGUUGAUAUUAGUGAGAAUCACAGUUGAUAUAAUUAAUGUCUGGCCUCCUGUACAGUAGGUGUCCAGUAUUCAAUCCAGGUGCUGUUCCCUGGUAAGUCUGUCAAUAUUCCUUCAUAUGCCAGAGCUGGGGCCUAUAAGACAGCCACAACACUUCGAGAAACAGGUUCUGAUCCGAAGGUCCUCAUCAGCUCAAGCACACAAAAUAUAUGUCUUGAAACCAAAGAUCAAAUUUAUUUUUCUAGUUGUUAUCAGGGACUACUUUUCAUCAGAUUGUAUUAAAGUAGUUCCAUUUUAUGUUGUAUAUUCUAAUUGUGAUAGAAAGAUGAUCACUGCUAAAUGUCUGGAGGGCCCAUUUAUAUAUAUUGUCUGACCAGUGUCAGUAUUUCAACUUGUGGAAUGCACUAUAAUUCACUUGUGUCAGGGACCAAAUACACUGGCAAUUCUGGUCCAGCCAGUGAUUCCAGCCAAGCCAUUUUAAUGUUGCAGCCUUUAUUCCAAACAUUGGCAUUAAAGGAGUUUAUCAGAACUCCAGAAGAUGGAGAUGGGCAAUGUGUAGAGGAGAACAGGAAAGAAGGCAGGGAAACAGGGUGCAGCCAAGUUCAGUGGGGAGGUAAUAGUUUGUCCAAAUGCAGAGAGGAGAGGCAGGGUGGCUGGGUAAGGUGGGUGCGGGUAGUUUGGCUGAGUGUGGUGAGACCAAUAAGAGGUUGAACAUAAAGAAGGGAGGGGUAGUUUAGCCAAGCACAUUGAGGAGGAGGAUGGAAAGGCAAGGGGAGGUGUGGGAUGACUGAAUGUAAUGAGGGGAGUUAUAAAUGGCAGAACAUAAUCAAGGGCUGGUAUGGGAAAGGGAGAUUUGGUCUGGCUGAGUAGAAUAUGAAGGGAUGCUGAGAACAGGGGUAAGGGAUGGUUGUGGGGGGAAUGGAGGAGCCUAGUGGGUUGGGUUGGUGGUGUGCUUAGGAUGAGGGUGGGGGCCAUGGGCGCGGUGGGUGAUGGUUCAGGUGCAACCCAGCACAAUUUGUAUUUAAGUUUGCUUGGGACAUUUUGUAAAUAUGAGCUUGAAAUUGGCAGCACCAAAACUAAUGCUUAAUUUUAUUUACCCUUUGUAGAAAUACAGCUCAGGCUUGUGGGGUCAGAUCAGGUGUCAGCUUCUACUAUACAGUGGGAAUUGGGUCCAAGCUUGGAGUAGUUGUGGGGCUUGGUGAACCUCCUGAAUUUUUGUUAGCUGUCAUUCUGCUGCAUUCCUGAAGCAGGGAGACUAAAUGUCAUCAAGGGGAAGAUGGUCAUAAGGAAGUGUGUUGGUGUUGAAUGAUUUGCUGCUCUUACUGAUUUGCUUUCAAAGAUAUUAACUAAGUGAUUAAUUUAUGCACUUUUUCAAAGUAACCUGUUUACAUAUGUUUCAGCACACAAGAAGAAAAGUGAUUUAAUUUGUUGUGCUGCAGGGUAUUUGGAGGUUCUGGUGAGUUGCUAUAAUGCUGGGAUAUUGAUUUUGUUUUUUAUGCUUGUUUUUCAGAUGGUUUUAUAUUUGUUUAAAGGUAUAUAUUCAAUUAAUUUUGUUUCGUCUGUUCAAUAUCUCAAUUCAGAAGCUUGAAGCAUUCUUCCCCUGCAACACGUAAGGGCUUUAGCUAAGGUCUGUAAAUUGUAGGUCUGUAUACGUGGUUGUGAAUAGGCAGCCCCAUAAGAUCAUGUGUCAAUCAAUGGUCUCCUGUCCACCUCAGUUUGGACUAGAUCUCGAGAGAAGCAAAAUGGUAUCACAUUUGCUGGUGUUCUACUUAAUUCAAAUGGCUGCAGAUAUCACAGUAUAUGGAGCAGAGAAGCUCCAUUCCAUCAAAUGCCUUCUGAAAAAUGGAUUAAUAGACUGCAGCCGGGCUCAAAUGGUGAGUCUGAGUUCAGUUUGAGAUAGGUUAGUAUGUAGAAACUCCAACAUAUGGAAUUUGCUUCUAGGAGUAGAUACCCUGCAAAGUGAUUCACAGCUCUAGACUGCUGAAUAGGCAAUAUCUCUGCAUGCUUCCUUGGUGGAAAAGUCCUCAGUUUGUAAAGAAAUAUUGUCGGGUUGCACUGUGUAUGUGAAGAUGACAGGGAUUCCCUACCAGCAUUGAUACAAGCCUUGGGACUCGCUACAGACAUAAAUUGAGGGGGAAUUCACUAAACAUGGCACGACAGGAACUAGCUACACAAAUAAAACAGCUGGAGUUGCACCACCUUGCUUGUGGAUGGGGACAUAAUUCAUAAUGUGUCCAAGGAUAAACUCCACGGUACACAACUGAGAAUGGGUUAAACGUGGCAGAUGGUCCUAGCCUACAGCAUAGAGAAUGUUUCUGCACAUUUAGACAAUGGAUAACCCUUACCCUGAAGAAUAAGAAUCCAAUGCAUAGAUGAGUAGCAAUGUUAUAUGAUUUUGUGAGUUUGAGGGCUUUAAUUGCGAUUAUGUUAGUGUCAUAAAUCUAAUGAAGUUGCUGAAAUCCAGUUGUUGGUAAAAGUUUGUUCUGUUCAGGUGCUCUAGCUACUUGUGGCAGUUCUGCAAUACUCUGAUUGUGUAGCACCAGUACUUGGUGUCUCCGAUUCCCAGUCCACAUGGUGGCAUCCUUGUACCAGCCAACUGCAGGAAUCAAUUUUGAUACUGUGUAUAUAACAGAGGCAUAGUAUAAUUAAUAAAAUUAUACACAUUA